AUGAGUGUUGAUACUUUUGAAGAACAGUUUGGCGACGAAUAUCCUACUGGUGUCUGGGGUAAUUUCAAGAAAGAAAUUUCUUCUAACAUAUCUGACAUUGUUGUCGCACUUGCUUCUUUCCAUGGUGAAUCAAAGUACUUUGCAUGCACAGGAUUUUUCAUUAACUAUGAUGGCUGUCCGACUAUUCUGACCUCAGCCAGCUUGGUUAGGGACCCCGAUGGCGCAAAUGAGAUUGUGAGCGGCUUAAGGAUUGAGGUGUUGCUUCCAAACAAAGAAUCUGUAGGGGAAUUGGAACACACUGUAGGGGAAUUGGAACAUUAUAGUUUACAUUACAAUGUUGCUCUAGUCAGCGUCAAGAAUUACAAUGUUGAUUGUCCUGUGAAGCUGGAACAUGAGUCGAUAUGUUAUGAUGAAACGGUGGUAGCUGUGGGCCGUUGCUUUGAAUCAGGUAUAUUAAUGGCUACAAGUGGGGAAUACAUCCAAGACUACGGCGAGGUGUCAAGCGAUUUGGAUUGUGAAUUGCUUUGGUACACUACGUGUAGGACCACUAAGGCUGGUAUCGGAGGUCCCCUUGUUGAUUUGGAUGGAAAAUUUAUGGGCAUCAAUUACUAUGAUACAGAAAUAGGAACCCCAUUUCUGUUUUUUCUUGAUAUCCGGAAAAUUUUGGAUGAUUUGAAGACAAAAAAGUUUAGUUUUGCACAUUACUGCAAGAUUUGUUUGAACAUUUGA
Molecule: messenger RNA, 729 nt
Organism: Miscanthus lutarioriparius
Lineage: Eukaryota; Viridiplantae; Streptophyta; Magnoliopsida; Poales; Poaceae
Source: the annotation of a GenBank genome assembly